This is a messenger RNA of Paramecium sonneborni, 3348 nucleotides long. NCBI's taxonomy places the organism in Eukaryota, Ciliophora, Oligohymenophorea, Peniculida, Parameciidae. The record is from the annotation of a GenBank genome assembly.
AUGUUAAAUCUCUAGAGUGGUUUUGAUUUUGAAUAAGAUGUGGAAUUGAGAGCAGUUCAAAAUGAUGACUUUGAGUAGUAAUACUUGAGUCAUUGCUUGAGGGAUACUAAGAAGGAAUAUUCACUUGUAUUACCUUAGAUAGCCAGCAGAACAUUAAGUGCUAAGAGUUUAGAAGCUAAAUAUUUGCAUAGUCCUAAAUCACCAGAAUCAAAUUAAGACGAGAACUUUCUAGCUUCAAACAUCUAAACACCAAAAGUACCUGUUCUGAAUAAAAAAAAUGCUGAUAGAAGGAAGAGUUAAACAAAUGCCGAAUCGAGUUUUAUGUCUUUAUUUUUUAUUGGAAGGUUUGUUGAAAAACUUUCAUAGUAUAGAAAAUAAUUAGGUAGUCUUAAUGAUGUUCAUUUCAAUUUGAUUGGAGACAAAGCGUCUGAUUCGUAAAUACAUUUAUCUAUCAUAGACAAAAUAUUUUCAUAUAUUCUAAACGUAUGAAAUCAGCUGGGUUUAAUAUUAAGAAAAUGCAAACCUUAUUGAGGAAAGAUACAGAAAUAAAGGAUACUUCAACAUUAGAAUAGGUAAAAGAAGAUUUAAGAAAACUUCGAAAACCGAUUUUUAAUUGUCUCAAUUCAAUUAUAAAUAAAAUACCUAUCAUCUAACCUGAAUCCUUAUUUAAAAUGUAUUGGGAUUUUUUCACCUCCAUUUUUAGAAUUCUACUAUUAAUACUUGUACCGUUAGAAAUAGCAUUUAAACCAGAAAUUUUAUUCAACAACUUAAUUUUCAUAACAUAUGUAAUUUUGCUAAUAUUGCAACUUGAUUUUUUGAUUAGAAUAAAUACUUAAACAUAUAAGAAUGGUUAUGCAAUAAAGAAUAAAUGGGAUUUAGUAGUACAUUAGUUAAAGAAGGAAUUUCUUACAGAUUUCUCAACAUCAAUAAUUUUGAUAACUUUUAUUAUAAUUCCUGAUAUGAAUACAAAUGCGAAUUUAUUUUUACUGAUAAUUUUGGGAUAGCAUAAAUAUGUAUAAGAGACAUUUUCAAAAAGUGAUUAGAUUUCAUAUUUGACAAGGCCAUAAAGAGGAGUGUUUGGUUUAUUAAAGUUUAUUUUAACAUUGCUUUAUAUAUUACAUUUAUUUAGUUGUAUUUGGUUUUAUUUCAGCAGUAUUCGAGUGGAGGAUUCUUGGAUUCGUUUCAAUGAUAUUGAAGAUAAAGAUUGGGAAGAGUAAUAUUUAUAAGCAUUGUAUUUUGCAGUAGUAACAAUGUUAACAAUAGGAUAUGGUGAUAUGGUUCCUAAAAAUGCAAUAGAGAAAAUAGUAACAAUGGUUUUUGUAUUGGGAGCAUGUAUAGAGAUUAAAUUAAUGUAGGUUUAUGGGUAUCUUAUAGUGUAAAUUUUAUUGGGAGUAUAAUAGAGGAUAUAACAUAGAAUUAAGUAGAGAGGAAUCGAAGAAUGAGAGUAAUAAAUAAAUAUAUGGAUCAGAGAAAGAUUCCUUAUAGUUUGUAGCAUCAGUAUUAUAUGAUAUUUAUUAUAGAGUAAAGGAGUAUUUGACAUUCAGAUGGAAGGAGGAUGAUGAAGUAGAUUUGGAAAUGGAGUAAACAUUGUUGGAAUAGUUGUCAGAUGAAUUGAAAGAAGAAUUAGAUAAAUAAGCACAUAAAGUUUUUAUUUAGAAAUCAAAUUUUCUAUAGAAAUAUUUUAGUGAAGAAUUUCGUAAUGCAUUAUUCAAAUCUAUAAAAAGAAAGAUUAUACCUCCAUAAAAUACAUUUUCAACAGAGUUCUCAAAUGAAUAACACUUAUGUUUUGUUGAACAAGGGUUUAUUGUAUAUUAACAUCCAGAGAGAAAAUAAAGAUCUAAAAUGAAUGCUGUAAUUAAUUAAGGUUAAUUCUUCUGUGUUUUAGAUUUCAUUACUAAUAAUCGUUAAGUUGAUCAUUUUAAAGCUAUGGGUUAUGUUAGUUUAUUAAUAUUAUCUAAAUCAGAUUUUAUGGAAACAUUAAAAGAUUAUCCUGAAGAUUUUUAAAAGUAUUGUUAAUUAAAAGAAAGUAUAACACUUAAUUAUCAUCCGCCUGUUUUAGAAAAUGGUGUAUUUUGUCCAGCUUGUUUAAAUUUUAAACAUUCUCUCAAUUAUUGUCCAUAAGUUUAAUAUAUUCCUAAUAGAGAGGCUGUUAUUAAAAGAUAUUGUAUGUCUAAUUUUUAGAAUUCAACUCCUUUUAAGAGAAGAAGAACAGAAAAAAGAAAAAUGUAAGAUGAAAAAGAAAAAGAAAAUGAAAUUGAUUGGAGUCAUCAUAGAUUAAUAAGAGAUUUAAUUCAUGAAUGUGCUACAUACUAUUAGAAUUAAAAUUAAUAAGUUAUUAUUAAUUAAAGUAAAAUUCUAUUAAAUUUUGAAUGUGGAUCAGAAUCUAAUACUUCAGUUGAAGAUGCUAGUUCUCCAGCAUUCAAACUUCCUUAAACUGCUCCUAUCUUUUAGGCUUAACAUAUAAGAUCUUCUAGAGUUAAUAGAUUAGUUUUGGAUUAAAACAAUAAGACUGAAUAAUAUUAAUAAUAAUCUUAAAGUAAAAAUGAAUAAAUAAGAUAAGAAUAAUCAUAAAUUAAAAAUGAAUCCAAAAUUAAUAUCAAUGAAUUAAGAUAAAAUCUUAAUAAUGCAUUAUAAAAUAGAAAAUAAUCAAUUUUAUCUGGUGCUCUUUCUUUAGGAAUGUCUCCUAAAAAUCGUAAAGAUCGUCCUAUACCAUUAGUAGAUGAAAUAAAAGAAAAUAGUAGUGGAUUUUAAAAUGAAUCAAGCAAUGAUAAUGAUAGUGAUGAUGAUUAAAAAAAUACAUCUAUUAAUUAUAAGAAAAAAAGAGAUGAUUUAGUAUUAGCUAUCUAAGAUUUCAAUGAUAAUAUGAUCGAUAAUAUAACUAAUCUUUAUCAUUAAUUGCAAAGGAAUUUAGAAAUUAAUGAAAAUGAUACAAUAAGCAAAAAAGCUUUAUUAUAGUUAGAACCUAUCUAUUGGUCAUUUUAUUAAAAGAAAUUUGAUGACUUUGAAACCAAGGCAUCCUUCGAUUAAUAUUAUAAUAAAUAAAAUGCUGAAGAUGUGAUAAUUUUAGUUAAAUAAGACAUAUUUGGUUGGCAAACUACAAUUCUUCAAAAAAUGAGAAAAUUUAUGCUCUAUCCAUUUCUCUAUGUUUAAAAUUUUCUAAGAUUGAGAAGAAAUGAUAAAUUAAAAUCAAUAACUCCUUUAAAAAUAGUUGCUCAAGUGAAGAGCAAAUUAGAUCAUCUAAGAAAGAAAACAUUAUUAAGAAAGAAAACCACUGUAUUUCGUUCAAAUGUUAAAUUAAGCUCUGUUGUUCCAGAUUGUGUCAAUCCAUUUUAAUAAUAUAAGAAAUGA